Molecule: messenger RNA, 636 nt
Organism: Pleurotus ostreatus (oyster mushroom)
Lineage: Eukaryota; Fungi; Basidiomycota; Agaricomycetes; Agaricales; Pleurotaceae
Exons: 1
Coding region: 1-636 (211 amino acids)
Biological process (GO): maturation of SSU-rRNA from tricistronic rRNA transcript (SSU-rRNA, 5.8S rRNA, LSU-rRNA)
Cellular component (GO): nucleus
Source: RefSeq, a predicted model, not a curated record
AUGCAAUCAGAUUCAUCACCUUCGCCGCCAACGCCAACCUCCAUCCUCCUCGCCCGCGGGGUAAUCGCCCGGCUUUCGACAUGGCCGGCUCUUCAGCUCGCCGUCUCCAAUUCGUGGGGUGGCCCACAGUCCACCGAAAAACGCACUUGGGUCGCCUCCGUCAUCGUAGACACAUUCGAGGAUACCUCCAUCUCUCAGAAAACCAAGUCAGACUGGACGUACUUCGAGGAGAUGUUGAUGCAGAUCAUGGCGGAUGAAUUCGAGUUGAUUAUGGAGGAUGGAAGCGCAGAGGAGGUCGGCAAAGAUUUAGUUAGGCUGUGGGAGAAGGUGUGCGGCGGUGGCGACGCAGGGGAUGGGUUGAAGUUGGUGUUGAAGUUAGAAGAAGAGGCGGAGCGCGUGAAAGGGAAAGCUCCUGUUGUGCAGCAAGCCCCUGGAAGCGACGACGACGAAGAUUGGGAAGACGACGAGGACGACAGCGAGGAUGACUGCGAGUGCGACGGAGAGCAUGAUCAUACACACGACGAGCCCCCGAAACUCAUAGAUCGCGAUGCUGGCAAGCCACAACGGAAAUCCUCGCCGGAGAUCGACGAGGAUGGGUUUACAGUUGUCAAAGGAAAAGGGAAGAGCCACCGAUAA